AUGUUUUGUUAUAGAUCAUCUACCACUUAUAAUUGUUUAAGGGAGCAAGAUAUAUUGCCCCUCCCUUGUCCAAGGACUAUAAGAAAAUAUUUAUCUUUGAUAAGUAUUGAGUGUGGAUUCGACAAAAAAUUUUUUCAACUGUUGAAAAAAAGAGUAGGUGUACUUACAAAUGAACAAAAACACGGAAUGCUAGUUUUUGAUGAGAUAUUUUUGAGGGAGAGUUUUAAUGUUAAUUCUCAGACAUUAACAUAUAAUGGUUUGGAAGAUUUUGGCGGUGAAAUAGAUUCCUCGGGGUUAAAAGCCAACCAUGCAUUGGUUUUUAUGUUUCAAAGUCUGGCUUUAAAUUUUAGGCAGUCAAUAGCAGUCUUUGCAUCAAGAGGACCCGUAAAAGGUACUUAA
Macrosiphum euphorbiae (potato aphid) is the source of this 399-nucleotide messenger RNA. NCBI's taxonomy places the organism in Eukaryota, Metazoa, Arthropoda, Insecta, Hemiptera, Aphididae. The record is from the annotation of a GenBank genome assembly.